CUCGGCAUCUGCUUGUGCCGUUAACCCGGCGUGCUGUCUGCCUGUCUCUCAACCCUCUCCUUUCUGCAGCAACCGCCGACGCCCAACCUGCUCUCUCACCCUCUCCGUCUGCAGCAACCGCCGAACCCCACGCCAGGUGCCCAGAUCGGCGUCCCUUCCCGCCAUUCGUCGCGUCUUUCGCCGGCGUCAAAGCAUCAGCACUGUACUGCUUCAGUUAUAGUUAUCUGAUAUCUACCCUUGGCCAAAUCAAGCUACCUAUUGUGCCUACGAUUUUUGUUAGGAGCUGUCAUAGUUCAGUUUUUGGUGGAGCAGUCACAGUUGUUCUCAACUGAAGACAUGGCUUUAAAAUCUAGUAGAUGCUCAGAUGAAAGCUAUAUAGAACCUGUCCUAUGCUGGAAGAAGGAAUUCAGAUCAUCUGUGAUUAAAAUUGUUGAUUCGUCCUUGAACUCGAGUUUGAUGCCUGUCGACAGUAUCUGUUCAAUUCCUGCUUCAGAAGAUGGUUUCAAUCUGAGUAAACGAAGGAAGAUGGAUGAGGAAUGUGAUCACCUUCUGACAAAUGGAAAUAUGAGAGAUGGUAGUACGACAAACUUCACAACCAUUGGAUAUAUCUCAUCUCCAGAGCACAACACGGAUGGCCAAUCAUGUAUGGUUAAUUCAAAUGCAGAAUUUUCAGCAGGAUCACGUUCUAAUGUCAAUAAUGGCCAGCCAUCAUCCUCAUCAAGUGCACCAUCUUAUAUCAGUCAGAGUAUUAGAAAUGCUUGGGAGUGUUCAUUGCCUGAUACAAAUACUGCAAAACCAGUAACAGAGUUAACAUCAGCGAGGGACCUUUGCAUCUCCAUCCUAAUAUGUCCCGCUAAAGACUCAGAACUAAGCAGAACAUCAAGUACUAUAGACUGUGAUGAUAAUCUAAUCAGUCCUUUAUUUGAAUGCAUGAAAUGCGGAUUGAUGGAAGAUCCAUCCAAAAUGUUAAUUUGUGAUUGUUGUGAAGGAGCAUUUCAUUUAUUGUGUUGCAAUCCACGUGUCAAGAAAAUUCCAGAGGAAGAGUGGUAUUGUUUGGCCUGUAAAAAAAAGAAACCUAAGAGGCAACGUGGAAAGUUGACAAAUCCCAAAGUUAAAUCAUCCAAGGACAUUGAAAGACCUCGUCGAGGCCUUGGUCCUAUUCGAGAGAUGUUAGUGGAUUCUGAAUCAUAUGAAAGUGACGUGAGGAUUGGUAGUAAGUUUCAAGCAGAAGUUCCAGAAUGGUCAGGUCCUAUUUCCAGUAGAGAAGAUCAGUUUGCUGAGCCCACUGAACUUGAUCCUAGUAAAACGACAACGCUGGGUUGCUUAGAACAGUUUGAGGAUAAGAAAACCACUAUUGGUAAUUGGAUCCAGUGCCGGGAAGUUCUAGACACAGGAGUUAUUUGUGGCAAAUGGCGGAGGGCACCAUUGUUUGUUGUUCAAUCAAGCGACUGGGACUGUUCGUGCUCAGUUGUUUGGGAUCCUUUCCAUGCUGAUUGUGCUGUUCCGCAGGAAUUGGAGACCGCUGAAGUUCGCGAGCAACUGAAGUACAUAAAUAAGCUGAAGAGUCGUCUAGGUGACAGCAACCAGAAACGCUGAAAAGUGUGCACCCAUCCUCAUGUGAGUUGUGCAUGUGAAGGUAUCAUUUAAGAGACUAGAUGAGGAAGCAUUUUUUUUUCCAAAUAGGGAACUCCUGCUGUCCUGCACCAGUGCUGUCACAGGUCAGCAUCGAUACCAUGGGUCAAUUUUUCUCGGAUGAAGUUAGAACCAGUAGAGAUGAAAUCCGUGUCCAUACAUGGCAUCUUGACACAUAAAAAUGCUCCUUCCAACACCCAACAUUCGUCAUACAUAUAUGUCAUAGUUUUAGUGUCUUCUUGUGUAAAAAAAAAGGAAAAGCAUUUUAAAAACAAAAGCCAUAGCAUAAGCAAAGAAAAAGAAGAGUGGAGAACUACUACUCGGUGAGAUGGAAACGGAAAGGUUUUCGUGUUUGGAAGAACAAAGACCCAAGGCUGUUUGCAUUAUGCAACCAUGUAGCGCCGAUCGGUUUUGUUAUUGUGAGGUGCAAACUAGGGGUGGGCGUGUGUGUUUACAGUUUUGUCACCUUCGCUGCAUGAAUUUUGAUGACUGGAAUGGAUCACAAUGCUAUACUUGUUUAUUCUCUUUUACAAAAAGCUCUAGCUCGAGUGAAAACAGUCGUGGUUCA
Sorghum bicolor (sorghum) is the source of this 2200-nucleotide messenger RNA. Its product is annotated as histone acetyltransferase KAT6B. Bases 337 to 1596 code for a protein of 419 amino acids. Lineage: Eukaryota; Viridiplantae; Streptophyta; Magnoliopsida; Poales; Poaceae. The record is from RefSeq and is a predicted model, not a curated record. Gene Ontology annotation, molecular function: zinc ion binding. The transcript is spliced from 8 exons.